AGUGGAGCCCAAAGUGAAAUGCACCUCAGACCUGAUGCGAAUCGAAGUGCCGAUCUCCCCUGCGACGAAGAAGAUAUACAUCGAAGGCCUUCGCGACUAUCCGGAACCAGCUUGUCGACCUCACACUGACCCCACCGGCAAGCUGGCGGUACUCGAGCUCGACCUCAGAGACGUCUACAAGUGUGCUGUCACCAGGGUGGUCAACAAACAAACGGGCAAAACAAUAUAUUACCAAACUGUGAUAUCGGAGACAGCUGGAGACGAUGGAUCCACAGGAAAAGAGAUGCUUCACGUGAAGUGUUCUAUUUUCCAAGCCAGGAAUCACACGCUGAUGAGUGGUUUGAUGGGAAAUCACACGAUAACAAAGAGGAACGUGCUGCCUGAAGGGUUUCAAGAAGCAAAAGAUAUAAGCUGGAGCCAACUGGAGCGCCAGGCAGAAGAACCAGUACUUCACGUGGGAGUACGACAAAACGGCCAGUUGGUGACCGGGGAGCUGAACGUAUCGCCGGGCACGCCCCUUCAGAUGGAAAUCUUUCUCGAUGAGAAAUCGGCACCCCUAUACGGCCUGCUAGUCACCCACAUGCAAGUCACAGAUACCAAAUCGCAAGAAGAAACCAUCAUCUACAACGGAUGCUCAGUGGACCCGUACCUGUUCGAGAACUUCAACACUGUAGACGGGGACUUCCUCUCCGCAAAAUUCCGUGCAUUCAAAUUCCCAGAAUCCACCUACGUGCAGUUCAAAGGAACAGUCAACGUGUGUCUGGAUAAAUGUCAAGGGGUGGAAUGCAGUGAUGGCUCUGUUGGUUUCGGGCGACGACGAAGAGCCCUUGCAGAACUGCCAGCAGACCCCAACAAGAUCUUCGAAAUCACCAUCACCUCUUUCAUCAAAGUUGGCAACGACAAAUCCGAUCCUGAAGAGUUGACCAAUCAAAAGCCAUAUAGCAAUAAGAAGUUAUUUAUUGGAGAUCAAAUGACUGACAUCAAAGAGAAAACCUUCUACCAAACAGACCCUAGUCAAGGCGUCUUGGAGCUGAAAGAAGAGAAAGACACGUUGAUCGUGGCAGACAGCUCCGCCUCCACCACCGCCUUGAACAUGAUAUCACUGGCUGCCCUAGUGCCUUUAUUCAUAUAACUAGCCGCAUGAGAGACACGCCAACAACGGUUAUUCCAAUUAUAACCCUAUCGUAAAUAUACAAGUCUGUGAUAACUCCGAAAAAUAUUGGAUACGGGGCGCAAAGCUGUCAACAUUUUGUAUGCUCUAACAGUUGCUCAGAAAGCUUGUAAAGUGAUUGAAUUAUGAUUUAAAGUUUAAGUAUACAGCUUUACACCCUUUGCACUCAUGAGCGUUGAAAUUUCGUCAAGACGAGAGAAGAAAGGAACAGUUAAUUAUAGACCCAGUGCUUUUCAAAAAUUCCCUCUACACUUAUUUUCCAAACAAUUGACGCACGAUCCGAUUUUCUAGCGUAAAAGCAGCGGUUGACAUUUUCAAGAUGGCGGCUAAGUGCUUUAUUAAAAAAAAUUUAUUAGCUUGCCUGUAUGCUUGUAUGUAUGUAGUUUUGUAUGUACCGGAAUCUUUGAGCAUAAUUUUCACCAGUUUCCAGAAGUUUGAUUCGAUGACACUGCAAUAAUUUGAUAACAGUUUUCCAUUAUCGUUAUUAGGACUGCCAGGAUGGAUACAUUCUUUUUUAGAUCCUCUGUAGGGAGUAAGAGAGAUAGACUUACUCUUUGUUGGUUCGCGAACUCGGCACAGCACAACAGAGGCAGAUAUUUUUUCAAUGUAGUGCAUUCUCACCUUGUUCAUUGCGAAUGUUAUCAUUAAUCCUACUUGAUUGCUCUAAGUUAACAGGAAUCACCCCAUGCAACAGUGAAGCUUUAAAUGAAAUGAUUAGAUUACAAAAUGAUUUGUAAGACCUGUCAAUAUCACAUUUCCACAAAAAACUAAUUGAUAAGUCAAGCUAAAAAAUGAAAAAUAAAUAAUAGUUUGAAAAAACUAAAAAAACACACUCUUUUAUGUCUUAAAUAGAUCGGGAUGUCACGUCAUACCGCAAUUUUCUUUAUUAGUACUUCAUAACUUUGGGAUAUACAUCCACUUUCUUUCAAAAUGGAGAGCUAACAUAUACAUAUAACUCCUCAUAUUUCCAAAUUUAGUGCAUAUUCAGGUAGACUUCCAAGUUUCAAGAUUGAAUAUCCCAAAAAUGAUCAAAUUCAAAAGCCUUUCAGUAAGCUAUUUUGAAAGGUAUUGUACUUUAUAUUAUGUGGUCAUGAAAGUACUUCAAAAUAAGGUAUUACACGACCCCCGUUCCACUAAAAAUAUUGCCCAACCGCCGUCUUGAAGUUUCAACUUCUACUUUCGCGAUAAAAUAAGAAGUUUUCGAUAAGCACUGCGGGUGGUUUAAUUGAAUUAUGCCUCCGUCAGGUUGUAUAUUAAAGUCUUGUCGUUUACCUAAAAGGACUAUUCGUAAACCGCUUCAAGUUUGAGCAAAUACAUUUUAUUGAAGAGCAAAAGCUUUGCCAGAUUUUUGGCACCAUACUGCGUCUUGGCAGGCUUAGGUACUCGAUGUUGAAUCUCCUACACUUGUCAAUGAUUAGGUACCAUAAAUAUAAAAAAUUACUAAACAUAAGCAAUAUGCCAUAUAACGAAUACAUGAUCAGUACAGAGCAGAUAAAAAGUCUGUACUUAAAGCCUGGCUUAUUCAUUAAUUCAUACUGACCAUUAGCGAAUUAGCGAUUUGUGUAAGAAUAUGGCUUAUACAAAUCCAAAAAGGAAUGUCUGCAAAUCCUUUUGUGAUUCGAAUACUGUAUAUGACUGUAUUGUAAAAGGGUUUGUAUCGACAUGUCCUCAAAUGAGAUCUAACUCUUAACACUGCCUGUUUGUGCAAUUUUUAUGGUGACGUUUUCAAUCGGUGUUUUAUAUGUUUAGAUAUUAUCAACUGUGUAUAUCAGCCAAUUUAAAUUCGUGAAGAUGGUUAGUUUCGUUUCCUAAAAGUGGGAACCUGCCUUUUUAGGAACAUCUAUGCUUGAAAUGACAAAGAUAAUGCAAGGGAAAACAGCAGCGAAAAAAGAAUAAAACCUAAAAGCAGGGUUGGUGAAAUUAAUAUUUUCUUUUGUUUCCGACAAAUUUUUUGAUUUUUAAAAAAGGUUAAUUCAAUCAUGUUUUUUUAAUAUCCAUUAUUUUUGGCUAAAUAAUCGCUGCCUAUGGUAGGUUUUGACAACCCCCUAACAUUAUGUUCGGUGUCGUCGAAGUAAAUACUUCUUGUAGUACCCUCGUAUCUCACCAAACCCACGAGUUCAAAGCGCGCACGCAGCGAUGGAGACCUGCUGUUAAAAACCCUUGAGUUGUUGCAAUGGAAAUAUACAUUAAGUUGACACACAUUGCGUACAAUUUGUGUAGUUGUGUACCACCUAUCCUUUACUAUUUCAGAGCGUUGCAACGAGACCUGAAAAUAAUUACAUAAUCAGACGAACUUACCUGUAGGUGAUGUUCGAUCCUAAUUAUGUAAAACUUUAAGAAAAUGAGCGUUUAUAGGCGGCCAGAGAGGAGGAAGGUAGGGAGACGCGGUCAGCCACCUUCCUUCGCUGCGUACACGGUUGGAACUCGUGGGUUUGGUGAGAUGCGAGGGUACUACAAGUAGUAUUUACUUUGACGAGACAUUCACAUAAUUACAUGAUCAGACGAACUUGCCUUUAAGUGAUGUUCGAUCCUAAUUAUGUAAAGGUACCAUCGAAGUAAAGAGCUCCAUCGCUCCCUAUGUAUCACCCAAUUGUUGCCACAACUUGGCCUUGAAAAAAAUAAGCGCUGACAGGCGGCCAGGUUUAUAGAAGGUAGAGGGACGCGGUGAGCCACCUUCCUUCGCUGCGUGCACGGUUUGAACUCGUGGGUUUGGUGAGAUACGAGGGUACUACAAGUGGUAUUUACUUUGACGAGACAUUCACAUAAUUACAUGAUCAGACGAACUUACCUGUAAGUGAUGUUCGAUCCUAAUUAUGUAAAGGUACCGUCGAAGUAAAGAGCUCCCUCGCUCCCUAUCUAUCACCCAAUUGUUGCCACAACUUGGCCUUGAAGAAAAUGAGCGUUUAUAGGCGGCCAGAAAGGAGGAAGGUAGGGGGACGCGGUGAGCCACCUUCCUUCGCUGCGUGCAUGGUUUGAACUCGUGGGUUUGGUGAGAUACGAGGGUACUACAAGUAGUAUUUACUUUGCCGAGACCUUCACAUAAUUAGGAUCGAACAUCACUUACAGGUAAGUUCGUUUGAUCAUGUAAUCUUUUGCAUUAACAACACUCCAGCUGACGUUCGAUGCAACGCGUUCGCAGAAGAACCAAAAAGUUGUUACGAUGAAAGUUGAAUAAAAAUAAUGAUUAUCUCAUUUUUGACAUCAGUGAGCAUUUUGGAGACUCGCAAUGAGUAUCCGGCUACAAACCUACUGCCUUUAAUUAAAUUUAAAGCCAAGAGUGAUCCAUUCAAACUAGUGAGUUCGCAGGUGAAAUAAUAAAAAAUGUAAAACCAAGGGUGGAAAUUACAGUUGUGCAUGAUCAACUAACGCCUAUCUUCUACCAGUUGUUCACAGCUGUGACUUCCUCUGCAUCUAUAGAAAAUUCUUUUCUACAUUUGGUGACGACGAAAUUGGUGUUUCUUUUCAGAUAUUAUAACAAAUAGUUGUUGAUUUACUUUCUCAUUCAUUAAUAGUUUACACAGUUCACUUUAAUUUUAUGUCGCUAAUUUGAUUAAUGGACUUUUAUGAAAAAAUUCAACUUUGAUUUAAAUACUUAUUUUUAUCAAAUAAUCACGUCAUAGAAAUCAUUGACUGAAAUCACCUAAAAAGUGCGCACGCUCAAAGUGUGCCAUUUAUCUGUUUUUCAAAUCGAAUAUGUGAAUAAACAGAUUGGUUUACCUACACAACGGGUCAAAUACUGACACGCGUCAUGUCUGGUGACCUCAUCAUCGGCUGGAUGACACAGAUGGAUUUAGCCUCGAAGAUUUUGAGUUUGACUAGAACGUCAUAUAAAGGAAAGUUCCCACUUUGAGAAAAUACUGUAUAAAAAAUCACGGCUUGAAAUUGGACGUUGAUAUACACCCACACAGAAUAAACUACUCCUGAAAAAUGAACGUAGUUUUAGAGAAAAAGUGUAAAAUCUUUGUUACCAGUAGACAUAGAUUUGUAAGUAAGCUCAACGAUUAUUAUCAAACAUCUCAGAAUACAUUGUAUUAUUGUUCUUGCAUUUGUAUGAUGAAAACGGAUAAUAAUAAGCACUUAAUUGUUUUAUCGUGCUAUUUUUAAAUGCAAACGACAGAGCUUAAAUGAUAAAGAUUCAAUAAUUUGAUUUACUGUUAAUUGCACAAUACAUACAGAACAUCCUUGAUGAUUCUCCGAGUAAGUGGUUGCACGUACUUGCUAGUGAAUAUGUUUAGAUGUUAAUAUCUGCGAUUUAUUUUAAUAUUAUUCUGUUGUAAAUAUAAUUUUCUGCAACUUAACUUCUGUAUUUUUAAAUUUAUGUAAUAUUUCGUGACAUUGUGAAAAUUUUACUAGUCUGUAAUAACAAAUAAAAAUAAUCAAAC
This is a messenger RNA of Acanthoscelides obtectus, 5553 nucleotides long. The record is from the annotation of a GenBank genome assembly. Lineage: Eukaryota; Metazoa; Arthropoda; Insecta; Coleoptera; Chrysomelidae.